ACACGUGCCUGCGCUAAUGCUGCGUCGUUGCUGUAUUUGUUUCGUCUGCGCUUUGAGGUGAGCUCCUGGUUUGCGCUCUGCAGGUCAUACAGAUAAGAGGGCAAGAACAAGGUAACAAUCGCCAUGGCGACGCUCGCGUCCUCUCUCGCCUCGCUCAGAGACACGAAGUCUCCUUCUCUCCUUGUUCAAUCAUCAAUUUAUUUUUCCAGUAACUUGAGGAAGUCAUCUUUUUGUUCUCACGUGAAGCCAUCACAUAAAUUUCUCCCAAACUCUCUGAACUUGUCAUUUGGUACAAUUCACCAUAAAAAAACUAUGAUUUCGGUUAAGAAGAGGCAAGUUUCUGUUCAAGCUGCAUACAGGGAUGAAGGAACAAGUAGUGCAGGCGUCUUCAUUGGGGGCUUUGUUUUGGGAGGAAUAAUUGUUGGAACUCUUGGUUGUGUAUUUGCACCUCAGAUUAGCAAGGUUCUUGCUGGAACUGACCGGAAGGAUUUGAUGAGGAGGUUACCAAAAUUUAUUUAUGAUGAAGAGAAGGCAUUGGAG
Messenger RNA from Dendrobium catenatum, 540 nucleotides. RefSeq lists its product as uncharacterized. Gene Ontology annotation, cellular component: chloroplast thylakoid membrane; chloroplast inner membrane. Lineage: Eukaryota; Viridiplantae; Streptophyta; Magnoliopsida; Asparagales; Orchidaceae. The record is from RefSeq and is a predicted model, not a curated record.